Molecule: messenger RNA, 561 nt
Organism: Trichomonas vaginalis G3
Lineage: Eukaryota; Parabasalia; Trichomonadida; Trichomonadidae
Product: protein of unknown function, DUF4106 family
Exons: 1
Coding region: 1-561 (186 amino acids)
Source: RefSeq, a predicted model, not a curated record
AUGUUAGUAUUGAAAAACAUGUUCCUUGACAAAAUAAAACCAACUACAGAAAUAAACGACGCAAGACUGAAAGAUUGGGUAAAAGCUUUCCCAUUCACAAAAGAUAUUGUUGGUAACAUGGAAAGAAAACCAGAAUGGCUACAAAAACAUAUAUUUGGAAACGAGCAUAUUCCAUAUGGACAGGCACUGUUUGAAGAGCUUGAACCAGAAACUCAGGAAAGAGUCAUGCAAACAAUACGCGAAGACUCAAAUACAGACUAUGACAAAAUCUUUCUAGGAUAUAGGUUACCUGAGAUGGGCGACCAGAGCCAAAAGGCAAAAAGGACAUGGGAAAUUUGCAACAUACUAGAUGAACAUAAUGCAAAGAUGCAACAACUUCAAGCAGAGGGCAAGUUACCAAAAGCGACACCAAAGAAGAAGAGAAGAGUAGAACAAAGUGAAAGUAGUGAAGAAGUAACUUCAUCUAGUGAAAGUAGUGGCAAUGAAGGAAAAAGAAGAGUUAAAAACUCAGUCAGGAAGAAAGUAAAGCUUGGUCGGAGUGGGUUCUAUUAUGACAUAUAA